AUGGCACCAGUGGCGAUCAUGACACCGAACCCGCAGCCGCAAGAGGCCGGGUGGAAGGCUCUCAUCUCGAACCGCCGUUGCCUCGGCCUGGCGACAUUCAGUGCCCUCGGUGGCGUGCUGUACGGUUACAACCAGGGCGUGUUCUCCAACGUCCAAGUGCAGGCCGAGUUCCACCACCGCUUCCAGAAAACUCUCGAAAACUCGACCACAAAGGGCAUGCUCACGGCUAUCCUCGAACUGGGCGCGUUCCUCAGCUCACUGGUCGCCGGCCCCAUCAGCGACCGUAUCUCGCGAAAGCACUCCAUCACGCUGUGGACGAUCGUGUUCAUUGUCGGUGUAGUCGUCCAGACCGCGGCGACGUACAACGUCGGCAUGAUAUACGCUGGGAGGUGGUUCGCCGGCAUGGGGGUCGGAGGCCUGAGCACCGUCGUGCCCAUGUACAAUGCCGAGCUUGCGCCCGCUGCCAUCCGCGGCACGCUCGUUGGUCUUCAGCAGGUGGCUAUCUGUUUCGGCAUCAUGGUCUCGUACUGGAUCGCAUACGGCACGGCCUUCAUCGGCGGCACCACGUACCCCGGCCAGUCGUCCGCCGCGUGGCGUGUCCCUCUCGGCCUCCAGCUCGCCCCAGCCCUCGUCUUGGCCAUCGGUAUCCGCUUCCUGCCCUACUCGCCGCGCUGGCUCAUGCUCCACGACCGGGAUGACGAGUGCCUCGCGGUGCUGGCUGAGCUGCGCGCCAAGCCCGCGUCAGACCCCGACGUGCAGUACGAGUUCAGCUGCCUCAAGGCUGAGCGCCUCAUCCACAAGGACGUCGCGGAGCGCCGAUACGGCGUCUCCAAGAUCACGUGGCGCGAGGAGAUGCGCGAGUACUGGCGCUUGGUGUCUACGCCGGGGCUGAGGAAGCGUGCGACCUUUGGGCCGCUUGUCCAGGCAUUUGGUCAAUUCUCAGGUAUCAACGCCAUCCUGUACUAUGCUCCGACGAUCUUCGCCCAACUGGGCUUGACUGGUGGCACGACUUCGCUUCUUGCGACAGGCAUCAUUGGCGUGGUGCUCUUUGUCGUUACCGUCCCCGGCGCUCUCGUAGCUGACAGCGUGGGCCGUCGCCCGCUCCUGAUGUUCGCCAGUGCCAGCAUGGCGAUCUCACACGCCAUCAUCGCCGCCCUCGUCGCCAAGUACGGUUCUGAUUUCGCGAAACACAAGGGAGCCGGGUAUGCUGCCAUUGUCUUUGGUGAGCGCAUGCCGCGGAAAACGCUGAUGUCAGUCUUCUGGUACACGUCGUCGUACGGCUUCGGGUUUGGCCCGGUGGGCUGGAUCAUCUCCGCCGAGUCAUGCCCUCUCGACCAGCGCGCGAGGAGCGUGGGCAUCGCCUCAGCGGUCAACUGGAUCACAAACUUCACGGUCGCGCAGAUCACCCCGAUCAUGCUCACGAAUAUCGGAUGGAAGACGUUCAUUGUCUUCAUGGUAUUCUGCGUGCUCUGCCUCAUUUGGGUGGUCAUCUUCCUUCCCGAGCUCAAGGGCCUGUCCCUGGAGGAAAUCGAUGCGUUGUUCGACGACAAGUCGAGCGAGGAGGAGCGCGAGCGCCGCGACGAGAUUGCCAGGUCCGUUGGCCUUGGGGUGGCGCACGGUGGCGACAAGGAGCUUAAGCCUCUUUCUGAUGUCUACUAUGACAACACUGGUAGUAAGGUAUAG
This is a messenger RNA of Vanrija pseudolonga, 1683 nucleotides long. RefSeq names its product MFS glucose transporter mfs1. The record is from RefSeq and is a predicted model, not a curated record. Gene Ontology annotation, molecular function: carbohydrate:proton symporter activity. Gene Ontology annotation, cellular component: membrane. The coding region runs from base 1 to 1683 and encodes 560 amino acids. Gene Ontology annotation, biological process: carbohydrate transport; transmembrane transport. NCBI's taxonomy places the organism in Eukaryota, Fungi, Basidiomycota, Tremellomycetes, Trichosporonales, Trichosporonaceae. The transcript has 5 exons.